GCAACAUGGCAGCCCCGGGAGCUGGUGACCCUCUCCAUGCCAAGAGUGGAAAGGCCCCUGUGGCUCAGCGCAUCGACCCAACUCAGGAGAAGCUGACUCCCGAGCAGCUGCAAUUCAUGCGGCAGGUGCAGCUCGCCGAGUGGCAGAAGAGUCUGCCACAGCGGCGGACCCGGAACAUCGUGACUGGCCUGGGCAUCGGGGCCCUGGUGUUAGCUAUUUAUGGCUACACCUUCUACUCCGUGUCCCAGGAGCGUUUCCUAGAUGAGCUGGAGGAUGAGGCCAAAGCUGCCCGAGCCCGAGCCCUGGCAAGGGCAUCAGGCCCCUGAACCGGAUGGGCACUGCACGUCUCCAACCUGCUGGAGCCCCUUCACAUGAUGGAUGAUGCCCUAUGACCCUGUCGGAAUCAAAGCCUGCACACAGCAUCGUUGGCCUCAACCUUGGACGAUGAUUGAGCCCAGGAAUUUUCUGCAUUUGUCCAGGUCAAGAGAAUAUUGCCCACUUUACACAAACUGUGUCCAGUCACUGAGCCCUUGUAUUUUGUUUCUUUGUUUGAGAGUUAUACGUCCUUAGCUUUU
Molecule: messenger RNA, 575 nt
Organism: Zalophus californianus (California sea lion)
Lineage: Eukaryota; Metazoa; Chordata; Mammalia; Carnivora; Otariidae
Product: cytochrome c oxidase assembly factor 3 homolog, mitochondrial
Exons: 1
Coding region: 6-326 (106 amino acids)
Biological process (GO): mitochondrial respiratory chain complex IV assembly
Cellular component (GO): mitochondrial inner membrane
Source: RefSeq, a predicted model, not a curated record